CUCCUGCUUUCUAAACUUAUAAAAGCCGGAGAGAGCCCUGCCUCCUCUUCAAACGCUUCUGCUGCUGCUUCCUUUUCCUCUUCCGCUUCCUUCACCUUCUGGGGUUCUCUCACUCAAAAGCUCGCCUCGUUUUCAUCGUUCCCUAGCAACCAAGUUCUCUUCAACAAAUCUUGUGGGCUUAACCUGUUGAAGUCAGUAGACAUGGAUCGCCAAGACCACCACAGUUCAUCAUUUGAACAGAGUUACCGCUGCUACCCUGUCUCUUUCAUUGAUAAGGCACAUCUGGAAAAGGGGGAUAAAAUUAUUAUGCCUCCCUCAGCUCUUGAUCGCCUUGCAACCUUGCACAUUGACUAUCCAAUGCUUUUUGAACUCCAUAAUCCUUCUGCUGGACGUACUUCUCAUUGUGGGGUUCUAGAAUUUAUUGCAGAUGAGGGCAUGAUAUACUUGCCCUACUGGAUGAUGGAGAACAUGCUGCUACAAGAGGGGGACAUUGUGCAAUUGAGAAAUACCAGCCUGGCAAAGGGAACUUUUGUGAAGCUGCAGCCCCACACCAAGGACUUCUUAGACAUCUCCAAUCCCAAAGCAAUCUUGGAAACUUCAUUGAGGAACUACUCUUGUUUAACCACUGGUGAUACAAUAAUGGUUGCCUAUAACAACAAGAAGUACUACAUUGAUAUAGUUGAAGCAAAACCCUCUUCUGCAAUUAGUAUUAUUGAAACGGACUGUGAAGUGGAUUUUGCUCCACCUCUUGAUUAUAAAGAACCUGAAAAACCAAAAUCAAUUCCUCGAUCAAACAAGACACCUCCAGAAGGUAUGGAAGAGCCAGCCGCAAAGAUGCCAAGGUUCAGUGCAUUUACUGGUUCAGCAAGGCGCUUGGAUGGCAAACCCGCGACACAACCAACUGCAUCCACUAUCUGCCCUGUGUUGAAACAUCACCAACCAGAAGCUGAGAAAAAUGGCUCCAAGUUAUUAAGCUCCUUAUCACAUCAGCAGUCUGGAAAGCUUGUGUUUGGUUCUACGUCAAACCAAUCCCAAAAUGAAACACCAAAGGUUCCCUUAAAGAAAAGCACUCAGGAGCCUCCCCAGAAGGUGGAAGAUCCGAAGUUUCAAGCUUUCACGGGGAAGAAGUAUUCCCUAAAAGGCUGAAUCUCAACUCCAUUGGUGUCCAUCCUUUUCUAGCAUACACAGGAUGAGAUCGACUGAUUCUGGUUAUUUAAUAGAAUGUUUUUGCUACUGUAUAAUUUAUAUCUUUUGAACCCAAAAUCGGGUACACGUCACCGGUCCAAACCUCAGAAGAACACCCAGUCAGCUUCUGUUUGGCAUAUGGGGUCUUCUAUGGAUCCUUAUGUUUAGCAUAUAAUUUAUCAAGAUAAAACUCAUCAGGCUGUCA
Populus euphratica (Euphrates poplar) is the source of this 1390-nucleotide messenger RNA. RefSeq names its product Ubiquitin fusion degradation UFD1 family protein. Gene Ontology annotation, biological process: ERAD pathway; ubiquitin-dependent protein catabolic process. The transcript has 11 exons. Gene Ontology annotation, cellular component: VCP-NPL4-UFD1 AAA ATPase complex. The record is from RefSeq and is a predicted model, not a curated record. NCBI's taxonomy places the organism in Eukaryota, Viridiplantae, Streptophyta, Magnoliopsida, Malpighiales, Salicaceae. Gene Ontology annotation, molecular function: polyubiquitin modification-dependent protein binding. Bases 202 to 1146 code for a protein of 314 amino acids.